Messenger RNA from Neoarthrinium moseri, 654 nucleotides. RefSeq lists its product as uncharacterized. Lineage: Eukaryota; Fungi; Ascomycota; Sordariomycetes; Amphisphaeriales; Apiosporaceae. The record is from RefSeq and is a predicted model, not a curated record. Gene Ontology annotation, cellular component: endoplasmic reticulum membrane. Gene Ontology annotation, biological process: fatty acid elongation; very long-chain fatty acid biosynthetic process; sphingolipid biosynthetic process. The transcript has 3 exons. The coding region runs from base 1 to 654 and encodes 217 amino acids. Gene Ontology annotation, molecular function: 3-hydroxyacyl-CoA dehydratase activity.
AUGGGGGCCAAAUCCGUCUAUUUGCUGGCUUAUAAUGCCAUGUCUUUUCUUCUUUGGGGGUAUCUGACGCUGUAUACCCUCGCCAAAUUGUCGGGAUCAUACCCACAGUCAAAUGUGGACCAGCUUUACGCCGAGAUUAUGCCCCUUCUUGCUGGCACGCAGACGCUGGCACUGCUUGAAGUACUCCAUGCGGCUCUGGGACUCGUCAGAGCAUCGCCCCUCACCACGGCACUGCAGAUCGGUGGCAAAAAUCUAGUAGUCUGGACCGUAAUGGUAAAAUUUCCAGAGAUCAUUGUUGGCAACAAAGUUGGUCACUCGUGGGGUGCAUGGGAGUUUCUGGGUUGUGUCUUGGCCUGGGGAUGCUCAGAGAUGAUCCGUUACGGAUAUUUUGUGGUUCAACUAUCGAAUGGAGACACCCCAAACUGGCUUAAGUGGCUGAGAUACAAUGCAUUCCUGGUCUUGUACCCAGCGGGACUACUGAGUGAAGCUGGUCUGGUAUAUCUCAGCCUAAUCCAGGAGACACCUAUGCACCCAUUUUACAGAGGUUAUCUCCUACUGGGGCUAUUAACCUACAUCCCCGCUGGUCCGUUUCUCUACACGCAUAUGCUGUCCCAGAGGAGGAAGGUUCUCAAACAAAUUUCUGGAAAGAAAUAA